AUGUCUGAGGACCAGAUGCUCCGAGCAGGUUCGAGAGGCCCUGUUAUUGUUGUCAAUGUUAGUCGGUUCAGGUGCGAUGCUAUCAUUGUCCAAGAAGAUCACGUACGAACUUUACCAUUGAGCGACGUCACCUACAAAAUCAUCGAGUCAAAGGCUCUUGAAGUCAGGGAUCCUUACAUCCUGAUCUGGCUAUGGAAUAUCAUUGUUGGACCUGUUCUCGAGUAUCUGAGUUUUACGGACACACCGAACACGGCAAAAGCUUGGCCGCAUGUUUGGUGGAUUCCGACCGGCCCGCUGGUUGGCUUUCCUCUGCAUGCUGCUGGUGACCACUUUGGUGGUCAAGAACGGACAGCCCUUGACAGGGUGAUAUCGUCUUACAGUACAUCCGUUCAUGCCAUUCUCCAUGCUAGGGGCGCAAUACGCGAGGAAGGCGACGGCACCUCUACCUCAGAAUUCCUUCUCGUUUCCAUGACGAAGACGCCGGGCAUGAAGACGCUGCAGUAUGCUGCGAGCGAAAUUGAUGCUGUCAAGUUGGGCUGCAAGUCCAGGGGAAUCGACUGCACUCACGCGGCUGGAAGAUACAAAGAUGUACUUGCCGCGUUAAAUAGUGGUUGCAAGGUGUUCCACUUUGCUGGACACGGCCACACGCACUCCUUCGACCCUCUGCAGAGCCGCUUACUACUGGAAGACUGGGAGGAUCAAUCUCUGACAGCUGGCAUUCUUUUGGAGAUAAAUCUGAGGGAAACUUCUCCAUUUCUGGCAUACUUAUCGGCAUGUGGGACGAGCCAGAUCCUUAAUUAUAAAUCAGUUGACGAAAGCAUUCACUUGGCCGGCGCCUUUCAGCUUGCUGGCUUUCGACAUGUAAUUGGGACACUGUGGGAAGUUGAAGAUAGCUUAUGUGUGAAUACGGCGAAGAUGACUUACGAGGGAUUGUGGGAAAAGGGCAUGACUGAUGAUUCCGUUUGCCAAAGUCUCCAUCACACGAUCCGGCAUCUUCGCGACGACUGGGUUCAUAGCCAUCAAAUGCGCAACAGGUCAAAAAUAAGCCGGUCAAAUGUGGAGCAAGAGACGGUAACUCAACUCGAGGAGGAAGUGGGAAUGGAGGCACCUUUCAAAUUAGACGGAAAUGGUCUCACAAGGGAUAUAAGAAGGAGGAGGCCUGAAGUCAUGAGGUCAUGGUGGGUUCCUUACGUUCACUUUGGUCCUUGA
Molecule: messenger RNA, 1209 nt
Organism: Colletotrichum siamense
Lineage: Eukaryota; Fungi; Ascomycota; Sordariomycetes; Glomerellales; Glomerellaceae
Exons: 2
Coding region: 1-1209 (402 amino acids)
Source: RefSeq, a predicted model, not a curated record